Molecule: messenger RNA, 1400 nt
Organism: Amphimedon queenslandica
Lineage: Eukaryota; Metazoa; Porifera; Demospongiae; Haplosclerida; Niphatidae
Exons: 3
Coding region: 715-1173 (152 amino acids)
Source: RefSeq, a predicted model, not a curated record
AUGUACAUCUGUACAGUUUAUGCAUGACUAUGCAUGUAAACAGCUGUCAAUUUAAUAUUUAAAAUAAUACUUUAAUUCUAUUUGCACACACAUUGAUUACUCUAGAGCUUCUGUGUUAUAAAAGUGAGUACUAUUGUAUUGUAUCGUAGUGAUAGAAUGAUAGUGUCAUUGUUAUUGUUAUUUCUUUACACUCCUCCUUCUAUUUCUCAGAAUAUUCAUACUCUUCCCACCGAUGCUGUAGCUAAAAAUAGUAACACUGGACAAACAGAAUAUCUUGCAUUGUUUCUCAUACACCUCCUCCCUCCCUCCACUGACUGCGAAGCUUCAUUAAAGUUGUGUACUGUUUUCAAGGAUUGGGGAAACACCGCCAUUAAUUCCAUGUAGUAGGAGUACAUGCUUACUACUAAUCUUUCGGUAAAGAGCCACUUAAGCAAACAUCGAAAGCAGACAGUUCACCAGGGGAAGCACCUUAUUAUACUAAGAAGUGACAGAAAAGGGACAGUUAUACUCAUAAUUGUAGCCUUUGAGUAGUAGCUUGUUGUCUUUAAAGCUACUCAUUCAUUGGAUUAAAACUUCUCUAAAAGGAAAGAGGGGGUUUUUUGUCUUCUUAUAACUAGUAUUUAGACUGCAGCUUUUACUGAAUUGUUCAUACAUUUAGUCAUAAAGGAUAAACUUAGUAUAGCUAUCGAAUCUUUCUACCUCAAUCUCUGAGCAAUGACUGACAACUGGCCAACUGCUUUCAUUGAUAUUACAGUUAAUAAUGGAUUGCUUUCAAAAGCAGGAGACGAUCAAAAAGCAGCUGCUAAAGAGGAUACCUCAAAGAACCUUGUAACAGCUAUCAAGCAACUAGUGCCUCAUCUCCACGAGAAAACCACAGGGAACUGUCGCAUUAUGCUAAGAGAGGUCUCAUUUAGUGAUUGCUGUGUUGCUGAUGUGACUCGAUUCACUCCAAAGCCACACUCUCAUCCUUACGAUGGUGAUACCAAUCCUCACGAUGCAGUCAUCAUUAGCAUCGUUGCACCACGUAAAGAUAAGAACAACCAUGGCCUCACGGUAAAUGAUGUGCAGCAUAUUGGAGACUCCAUUAAAGAUUUACUACAGAAGGAGCCAUAUAAGAUUGACAGGAAGAACAUCAUUGUCGUCCAGCAAACAAGUAAUUAUUAUUAUCAUUAAUAAUUAUUAUUGUUAUUAUUAUUAAGAUUAAACCAAGCAACCAGUUCCCUCCUUCACUACUAAUUUAAAGUUAUAAUUUAAUUAAAAAUAAUCAAUCUAUUCACAACAACAUAACAAUAGAGCAAGGAAUAGAGGCAUUUCACUGAACAAUUGAACAUUAUGUUAUAAGUAUGAUUUUUGACAUUAUUGUUAUACUGUGUACCAUUUAAUGAAAGUUAUUAUUCAAA